UUUCUUGACCCGAUCCAUUUAUAUACCAUCCCCUUUCUCUCCGACGAUCUCUUUCUCCUUCUCUUUCAUUCUCCUACUUCUCAGUUUGGGGCUUUUCUCCGGUCUUCACGUGUUUGCUUCUCUUCUUAAAUUCUCGUUGGAAUAUUCGGUUUGUGCAGUACUUUGCUUGGAGCUCGGGAAGCUUCAAUUCUUUCGGGGAGGGCAGGAUGGAUUUCGUAUCGAAGUAUCAGGGUGUGGUGGGGCGCGUUUUUGGGAAUGAUAAUUCGACUUCGGAUGAUGACAGCUAUGUGGAGCGCUUGCUUGAUCGCAUUAGCAAUGGCACACUAGCUGACGACAGGAGGAAUGCCAUGACUGAACUUCAGUCUAUUGUGGCAGAAAGUCAUGCUGCACAAUUAGCUUUUGGUGCAAUGGGCUUUCCGGUACUGUUGAGUGUCUUAAAGGAGGAGCGCGAUGAUGUAGAAAUGUUACGGGGGGCUAUUGAAACUCUUGUAAGUGCUGUAAGUCCUACUCAGCAUCCAAAAUUAUCGAAGAAUGAGGUUCAGCCAGCUUUGAUGAACAGUGACCUACUUUCUAGGGAAGUAGAAAACAUCUCUCUUCUACUGUCUCUUCUGUCCGAGGAGGAUUUCUAUAUACGAUAUUAUACGUUGCAGUUGUUGACAGCACUUCUAACAAAGUCUCCAACUAGGCUGCAGGAAGCUAUUCUAACUAUUCCCCGUGGUAUAACAAGGCUUGUGGAUAUGCUCAUGGAUCGUGAGGUUAUACGCAAUGAGGCUUUGCUGCUUCUAACAUACUUGACUCGUGAAGCUGAGGAGAUUCAAAAGAUUCUGGUCUUUGAAGGCGCUUUUGAGAAGAUAUUUAGUAUCAUAAGUGAGGAGGGUGGUUCUGAAGGAGGUGUUGUAGUACAGGACUGUCUGGAACUGUUAAACAAUCUUCUUCGAAAUAACACCUCAAAUCAGGUAUUGCUUAGGGAGACAAUUGGCUUUGAUCCACUGGUACCAAUCUUGAAGCUCAGAGGAACCACGUAUAAGUUCACACAGCAAAAGACUAUCAAUCUACUCAGUGUAUUGGAUACGAUAACUUUGUUGGUAAAUGCUGAUCUACAAACUGAUCCUGGAAGAGACUCCAACGGGUUGACAAAUAGGACUGUCUUGGUGCAGAAAAAAGUGUUGGACCAUCUUUUGAUGCUUGGCGUAGAGAGUCAAUGGGCUCCUGUUUCUCUUCGUUGUAUGGCACUCAGAUGCAUUGCAGAUCUGGUGAUUAAUCAUGCAAAAAAUCGUGAUGCCCUUGCAAGUAAAUUACUUGGAGAGGAGCCACAAGUUGAGCCCGCAUUAAAUUCUAUCCUCAGAAUUAUCUUGCGUGCUUCUAGCACACAAGAGUUCGUUGCAGCUGACUAUGUUCUUAAGAACUUCUGUGAGAAAAAUCCUGAUGGCCAAUCAAUGCUUGUUUCAAGCUUACAUCCUCAAUCAAGCUCAACAGUUCGUUCUCCCUUUGAGGAGGAUGUUAAUGCAUCAUUCGGGAGCAUGCUACUGAAUGGCCUGACGUCGAGUGAAAGUGAUGAUGACCUUGAGAUUUGCUGCAGAGCUGCAAGUGUCCUAUCUCAUCUUUUGAAAGAUAAUAUCCAGUGCAAGGAGACGGUUCUUCAAGUUGAACUUGAAGCUCCUACGCGAUCAUUGGGAUGUGCAGAGCCUUUGAUGCACCGUUUGGUAAAGUACCUGGCACUUGCGUCGUCCAAGAAAAGUGAAGAUGGAAAAGCUAGCACAUUUGGAUCUGUGUAUAGUCAUCCAGUUAUCUUGAAAUUGCUAAUUAUUUGGCUGUUUGACUGUCCACCUGCUGUUGAUUGCUUCCUCGAUUCACAUCCCCAUCUAACAUAUCUGCUGGAGUUAAUGUCCGAUCAAACUGCGACUGUAUGUGUAAGGGGAUUGGCUGCUGUACUCUUAGGAGUGUGUAUAUCAUACAAUAAAACGAUUGACAAUGGAAAGAAUGCUUUUAGCAUUGUAGAUGCCGUAAGUCAGAAAAUCGGUCUCACAUCAUACUUUUCCAAGUUCAAUGAAAUGCAGAACAGCUCGCUUUUCACUUCUGCAAAACCAUCUCUGACUCGCAAGCCAUUGAGUAGGUCAAAUGCUGCUAGCAUGUCUGAGAUUGAGAAUGUUGAAGAAGAUGACAGCAUUGAUCCUAACAGUGAUGACUAUUCGAUGCUUUCAAUGGUCUUUGAUUCACAGUUUGUUGACUUUGUGAAGAGAUUAGAUGCUAAGAUCAGAGAGCAAAUUGUGGAAAUAUAUAGUCACCCAAAGACCCAAGUUGCUGUGGUACCCGCAGAACUUGAACAGAAAUCUGGGGAAAUUGACGAGGAGUAUAUCCAACGUCUAAAAAGAUUUGUGGAGAAGCAAUGCCUUGAAAUACAGGAACUUUUGAGUCGGAAUGCUACUCUGGCUGAGGACCUGGCAAGAGUAGGGGGGAGUGAACCGUCCCAGCUUGAACGUAAAGUUAGUGCUGGCUCAGAAAGAGUUCAAGUUGAAACUCUGCGUCGUGAUCUUCAUGAGACUUCCCAACGAUUUGAAGCCCUCAAAGCAGAGAAAAGCAGAAUUGAAGCUGAAGCAUCAAUGCACCAAAGUGCCGCGAGUAAAAUGGAAUCUGAUCUAAAAAGUUUGUCUGCCGCAUAUAAUAGCCUUGAAGAGGUUAAUUUUCAACUAGAACGUGAAGUCAAAGCAUUGAAGAGUGGUGGAUCAGUCCUCGCCUCUGCUGACGUCGAGGCAAUAAAAGCUGAAGCAAGGGAAGAAGCCCAAAGGGAGAGUGAAGCUGAAUUGAAUGACUUGCUGGUCUGCCUUGGGCAAGAACAGAGCAAGGUGGAGAAGCUUAGCGCGAGGCUGUCGGAGUUGGGGGUUGAUGCCGCUACAUUGCUGGACGGCAUCGGAGAAGAUAUGGGACUUGAUGGAGACGAUGAUGACGACGAGGAGGAUGAAGAAGACUGAUUCUCAAAUUAUUAAUCUUUCUUUUAUUUGUACAUGAACAUGAUGUGGUAACUGUACAGUGUUGUAAUAAUUUAUCAUUUGGAAAUUUAUCGAAUGUGUUUAUGUUUU
This is a messenger RNA of Salvia hispanica, 3077 nucleotides long. RefSeq names its product golgin candidate 6-like. The record is from RefSeq and is a predicted model, not a curated record. Gene Ontology annotation, biological process: endoplasmic reticulum to Golgi vesicle-mediated transport; intracellular protein transport; vesicle fusion with Golgi apparatus. NCBI's taxonomy places the organism in Eukaryota, Viridiplantae, Streptophyta, Magnoliopsida, Lamiales, Lamiaceae. Gene Ontology annotation, cellular component: Golgi membrane; ER to Golgi transport vesicle membrane; Golgi stack.